AUGUCGCCCUCUAAAGCUAUGACCGGGCUAGACGCGCUCCACGGCUACCUCGACCGCCACGGUCUACUCGACGCAGCCAACAACCUCCCACACCAUUCCGCCAUCACCAUCACCCCGCAAACCGUCUUCCCUUCCGAGCACCCGUACAAGCUCCUCCUCGGCAUGCUCCACAGCCGAGAAGUCUGGAUCGCCCUCGGGAAUUCCCCCACUUCUAGGCCCUCAGCAGCGCCUACGAUGAGUCUGUAUCUAGCGGGCGCUGGCUCGUCUCUGAAGAGCCUCAGCCCAGCUGAGUGGGACCACGUGAGCAUGUUCGAGCCGUUCAGCACGCUGUGGGAGACUACGAGGGAUUGCGCGGGGAAUGAGAAGACGUGGGCGGAUAAUCGGAGGGGCAUGCUGAAGGCGCUGGCUUAUUGGUACUUUUUGUGGGCCGCAGUUGAGAGGGGUGGCGCGCUGGAUGUGCCGAAGACUAUUCCGAGUUACUUGAGGUUGGCGUUGGGGAGGUUGGAGACGGGGUCGCUUUUCCCGGAACAUGGGACUGGUUUGGUGCGCGAGGUGGGUGGGGAGGGUGAUGGGAGGGGGAAGAGAGAAUGUGAGCGAGGAGGAAGAGGGAUGGAGGGGAAGAGGCGGGAUGGUGAGAUGCUGAAUGAGCGGAUUCAUGAUCUGAAGGAAGGUGGCGCUGCAGAAAGGCUUAGGGCAACAACAGGGGUUGGGACGACCGGCGAAAAGAGCGGCUUGGGCCGGAUAGAGUCUCGGCUCCGCGGCCCACUCCGAGAGAAGGUCCAGCACAAAGCUGGAAGGGAGAUCCUAAGAGGCAACGAACCACAUGCACAGAACCGCCUGAGCGGCGUCAAUUUCGCGGAAGAUGACACAGAAGCAACUACGGCCGAGGAGCUACUGGCCGCUUUUCAAAAGCCUGCCUCUCGUCAUCCCUAUCCCGCCCCUCAAGGUUUGUCACCGUAUCCACACCCAAGCUCAUCACCACCGGCAGCUAAGGCAGGAGGUCCAGAACAACGCACAUCCAAACUAAAGUCUGGUUCGCUGCCAUGGGACCGCCAAUCAAGAGCAUACACCCCCUCGUUUGAGCGGAGCGAGAAUCCACCGACCUCCCUUGUUCAUCCAACCCCUCGUCCUGCGGGACCGGUUGAUCCAGCUCGACUUCUACCUCCGCCCGAUGAUGAAGUCUUCCCGGAGCUUCGGCAGCUGCUGGACAUGGAGGCAACAUUAUCCGCUGAGUAUGACAGCUUGAAGAGGAAGGCGGAGAAGCUUGAACGGAGGACGGAGGAGAUAAAGCGGAGGCUUGAGGAGCAAAGACGGAAGAUUAGGCGGGUGGGGUUGGGUAUGUACGGCGGGGAAGGUGGAUGA
Messenger RNA from Trematosphaeria pertusa, 1362 nucleotides. RefSeq lists its product as uncharacterized. The record is from RefSeq and is a predicted model, not a curated record. NCBI's taxonomy places the organism in Eukaryota, Fungi, Ascomycota, Dothideomycetes, Pleosporales, Trematosphaeriaceae. Bases 1 to 1362 code for a protein of 453 amino acids. The transcript has a single exon.